Capsella rubella is the source of this 1199-nucleotide messenger RNA. Its product is annotated as cytosolic sulfotransferase 12. Bases 80 to 1054 code for a protein of 324 amino acids. Gene Ontology annotation, cellular component: cytoplasm. The transcript has a single exon. NCBI's taxonomy places the organism in Eukaryota, Viridiplantae, Streptophyta, Magnoliopsida, Brassicales, Brassicaceae. The record is from RefSeq and is a predicted model, not a curated record. Gene Ontology annotation, molecular function: sulfotransferase activity. Gene Ontology annotation, biological process: sulfation.
CCCUCAUAGUUGCAAUAAGAUCAUAUCAUACUUGAUACUUGCACCAACAUUUUUCUCAAGAUUAAUCGAUCUCUUAACAAUGUCAUCAACAUCAGUUGAUUACUUGAGAGAUGAACUCCUGACACAAGAAACAAUAGAUCUGAUCUCUUCUCUUCCAAAAGUGAAAGGUUGGUUAGUGAGUGAGGUGUGUCAAUUCCAAGGAUAUUGGUACACACAAGCUAUCUUACAAGGACUCUUGCUCUGCCAAAAACGCUUUGAAGCCAAAGAUUCCGACAUUAUCCUCGUCACUAAUCCUAAAUCAGGUACCACUUGGUUAAAAGCUCUUGUCUUUGCUCUCCUUAACCGACACAAGUUCCCAGUUCCUUCUUCUGGUAACCAUCCUCUUUUGGUUACCAAUCCACACCUUCUUGUGCCCUUCUUGGAAGGAGUUUACUAUGAAUCUCCAGAUUUCGAUUUCUUGGGGUUGCCUACUCCAAGACUGAUGAACACGCACAUACCGUAUCCUUCACUCCCCGAAUCGGUUAAGAGCUCUUCUUGUAAGAUUGUGUAUUGUUGUAGGAACCCUAAGGACAUGUUUGUGUCCUUAUGGCACUUUGGCAAGAAGCUAGCUCCUAAGGAAACCGCUGAUUAUCCUAUCGAAAAAGCGGUUGAGGCGUUUUGUGAAGGGAAGUUUAUAGGUGGACCCUUUUGGGAUCAUAUAUUGGAGUAUUGGUACGCAAGCCGAGAGAAUCCGGAUAAGGUCAUGUUUGUUACAUACGAGGACCUUAAGAAGCAGACGGGAGUUGAGAUCAAGCGAAUCGCUGAGUUCUUGGGAUGUGGCUUUAUUGAAGAAGGACAAGUGGAGGAGAUUGUGAAGUUGUGUAGCUUUGAGAGUUUAAGUAAUUUGGAAGUUAACAGAGAAGGGAAACUACCAAAUGGAAUAGAGACUAAAUCUUUCUUUAGAAAAGGAGAGAUUGGAGGAUGGAGAGAUACGUUGAGUGAGUCCUUGGCUGCAGAAAUUGAUAGAACCAUUGAAGACAAGUUUCAAGAUUCUGGUCUGAAAUUUUCUUCUUGAACCAAUCUUUGGAACUUGUUCUUCUUUGGUGUUGUGAGUAUUUUGUUGUUUGGUGUCAAAUUUGUUUUUUUGUUGUUUUUUGUAUGAAUAAAAUGAAUUGUGUGUGUGUUUUUGAAUAAUAAGAUUCGAGUUUAUGACACGGGCA